CUCUGGGGAAGCACCCCACACUGGUUCGGGGAGAACUCAGCUGGUGGAGAUCCUCCGAUCGGAGCCCGGGGAGCUGCCCCGGAGCAGGGAUCGACCACCGCCCGCCUCUCCGGAGGGCGAGGGAAAGGCUCUACGGGGCUCUGGACACAGCAUUUACCCUGAGGAGGGAGCAGAGGGUAGAGGUGCGGAAGGGCGCUGCCUGCUCCUCUCUCUGCCCUCAGCGCAGGGGCAGAACACUUUUCCCUUGGAGCACCUUCUCUUCACAGCGAGGGGAAGGCAGCAGGGAACUUCCUACUGUGGCGAUGCUUGUCGCUCCAGGCCACGGGCUCCCGGGCGCUGGGCUGGCUCCUCGGGUGCCGGGCUGCCUGCCCGGAGGCUGGGAAGCAGCUCAGCCCGCAGAGGGAGGACAGCAGCGCUGCGCCCACCACCGCCAGAGCCAGCUGCAAUUUGAGCCGAGCCGAGAGGUCCCACUUCUGGACAAGGGCUGUGAGGGGGAGACAGCCCGGCCCCUCUCUGUUCUCGGGAGCGCAUGGGGUCAGCAUUGCGGGAUCAGGAGCUGCGGAGGAUGUGUGGGCCGUGUGAUGUUAGGAGAAGUCGAUGGCACUACCUGCCCUGGAACGGUGUCCGGAGAGAGGUCCAAGCUUUCCCAUUGCAAUAGUGGGUAUUUGAGCUCUGCUUCAGCUUCACCAGGCAGGAUGCAGGUUCGGAGUCUCUUCCUCCUCCUGGUGCUGAUCCUGGUGGCCGCCACCUCCGAGGCUGGCAAGAACAAGAAAGAAAAGACAAAGAAGGAUGGCUCUAAGUGUGAGGACUGGCGCUGGGGACCCUGUGUUCCCAACAGUAAGGACUGUGGCCUGGGCUACCGCGAGGGAACUUGCAAAGGUGAGAGUAAGAAGCUCAAGUGCAAGAUCCCCUGCAACUGGAAGAAGAAAUUUGGAGCUGACUGCAAGUACAAAUUUGAGAGCUGGGGAGGCUGCAGUGCUCAGACUGGCCUGAAGACUCGCUCCGGAAUCCUGAAGAAGGCCCUGUACAAUGCCCAGUGUGAGGAGACUGUCUAUGUGACCAAGCCCUGCUCCUCCAAGAUCAAGUCGAAGUCCAAAGCAAAGAAGGGCAAGGGGAAGGACUAGAGCAGGAAACCAGUGUCCUCAUCGGCCCCUCAACACGGUGUCUACAGGACUGGAUGUCCAAUUGUAGCUGGCUCACACUACAGUCUUCCUCCUCCUCUCCUUACUCCUUUCCAUGACCUCCUCUUUCACUGAGAUGCCUUGUUUUAAUCAUUAGUGUUGUAGAGAGCAAACCCACCCACCCUGCAGGAUAGGCUGCCUCCUUCCUUGCUGCCCCAUGGGCACUACCUGUGCAUCCUGCUCACCUCCUCUGGGCUGCUGUUGGGGUUCACUGGGAUGUGCUCAGAGAGCUGGGAUGGAACACACAUUUUUCCACCCUCCAGCACAAAUGAGUUGCCUUUAGCACAUACUUUUGCAAGCCCAGGAGCCUCCUUGCUCCUCCACCAGGUACCAGGGCCAGAGGGAAGGGCUGGGUGUUGAAUGCCUGAGUACCCCCAUCACUGAAGCUUCUCACUCAAGGACUGCACUCACCUCAGGGGAUUUAUUUCAGCAUCCCUUUGGCUGGGGCAUGACUUACCCACAGCAGCUGAGGAAAACACAACCAUCACCCUGAGAAAAAACUGUGUCUCCUCUCAUGUGUGUCCAUGCUGGGGCUGCAGUCCCUCUGCCUUUGCCAUGCCAACGCCAAUGCUGGGUGGGAGCUCUCCUUUUGGAAUUUUUCUUUUUCUUUUCCAAUAAAAAUCUUUUUUAAAAAAGUAUCAGAAUUCCCCUGUUGUCCCCACAAGGUGCUG
This is a messenger RNA of Zonotrichia leucophrys gambelii, 1852 nucleotides long. It is a transcript of the gene MDK, whose product is annotated as midkine. The transcript has 6 exons. NCBI's taxonomy places the organism in Eukaryota, Metazoa, Chordata, Aves, Passeriformes, Passerellidae. The record is from RefSeq and is a predicted model, not a curated record. Bases 303 to 1124 code for a protein of 273 amino acids. Gene Ontology annotation, molecular function: growth factor activity.